This is a messenger RNA of Fragaria vesca subsp. vesca, 600 nucleotides long. Its product is annotated as RING-H2 finger protein ATL54-like. Gene Ontology annotation, biological process: protein ubiquitination. The record is from RefSeq and is a predicted model, not a curated record. Gene Ontology annotation, molecular function: ubiquitin protein ligase activity. The coding region runs from base 1 to 600 and encodes 199 amino acids. Gene Ontology annotation, cellular component: cytoplasm. The transcript has a single exon. Lineage: Eukaryota; Viridiplantae; Streptophyta; Magnoliopsida; Rosales; Rosaceae.
AUGGCGAGUUGUGAUGUAUGGCAACCAGAAAGUCCAGAAAUCGACCAAUUAUACAACACUUCCUCAGAAGAACCGGAGUUCUCGAUUGAGAUUUUUGCUUCCGUUGAUGGAAGUGGGCGCUAUGGACAGUUCAAUGUGCAGUGCCAUCUUUUGACAGAUAUUAGGGAAUCCGGGUAUGUAAUCUCCAUCAUGCUUUCUCGGGUGGGGGUUCCCUAUCAUGUUCAGCCAUCAAUGAUCCAAAAGAUUUUUACUGAUGCUCACCACAUAGCUAAUGAUCCUAGUAACAUGUACCUCAAGAUUAUUCCGAUGGUAGUGUCUCUUAGAGUAGUAUCUGAUCAGGACCGGAUACCUGAAUUUCCCGUCCAUGAGAUAAGGUUUGUCUCCACCAGUAAGUCAGCAAUAGAAGAGAUGCUUGAGUCGAAGACAAUUGAAGGCUGCGAAGAGCAAUGCGUGGUGUGUUUGGAUGAGAUUCCAGUAGGGGAUGAAGCCACAUGCUUGCCUUGCUCACAUGUGUUUCACGAAAGUUGCAUAGUGACUUGGCUGGAGAAGAGCAAUCUUUGCCCAUUGUGUCGAUUUGAGAUGCCUGCCGCAUACGCAUGA